Molecule: messenger RNA, 2103 nt
Organism: Eurytemora carolleeae
Lineage: Eukaryota; Metazoa; Arthropoda; Copepoda; Calanoida; Temoridae
Exons: 13
Coding region: 1-2103 (700 amino acids)
Molecular function (GO): serine-type endopeptidase inhibitor activity
Source: RefSeq, a predicted model, not a curated record
AUGAAGUGCUAUGGAACUGCUGUAGAAGUUUCCGUUCCAAGGUUUACUCCGGCUCCAGUUGAUAUCUCCGGGAUGAACGUACAACACUACUCCGGGAUGAAUUUGAUACACGUAUCCGUCCUACUUCUCUCUCCGUUUCUACUUGAAGCUCUACCCUGGGAUAGACCUGCAAGAAACCAGGAUUGGAGUUCUCAGGUUGAAUUUUCGAUGGAGAUGAAUCCCUGUUUGCUUGCUAAAGAUAUCGGUCCCUGCAGGAUGGCCCUUCCGCAAUAUUUCUUUAACAACAAAACAGCACAAUGCGAAAUAUUUCUUUACGGAGGUUGUGACGGGAAUGAGAAUAGAUUUAGUGAUCUCGAGUCCUGUGAGAAUCAAUGUAUCUCAAAUCAGGAACAGAGAAAUCUUGAUGUUGACUUAAACACAGAAGAAGGCUAUACUGAAGUGAACACAUUUAUUGAAGAUAUUGAUACUGAAGAAACUGAAGAUAUUGAUACCCUUGUGGAAAACACAUUUGAAGAAAAGAACGCUGCUGCACUUGACCAAGCUGGAAGUGGUGUUGCUAAUGAUGCAACUGAGCUUGAUACAGAGGAAGAUCUCUCUGCUACAUUUGAAGAAGCUGCAAGUAGUGUAGCUAAUAAUGCAACAAUUCUUGAUACAGAUGAUGAGGAUAAUGAUGAGUUUGAUGAACUGCCAGAACUAGAACUUGAUGUUUGCAACCAGACAAGAUCAGUUGGAAACUGUAGAGCUAGCAUAUCUCGCUGGUACUUUGAUCCUCAGUCAAGUCUAUGCACUGAGUUCCUAUAUGGAGGUUGUGGAGGAAAUCAAAACAAUUUUGAAUCCUUGGAAGAAUGCAAUUUCAGAUGUGGAAAUUCGUUUGGUCUUGAGUUGAUUACUGCAGGGGGUAUACAGAACAAACAGAGUGAUUUAAAUGAGAUGAGUUCUACUAAAGAUGUACUUCCAAAACAGGAAUCUAAAUCUGCAAUUGGGACCGUGGUUUCUCUAGAUCAGAACAUAAAUUCAAAUUUGGAUUUUGAAGAUAAUUCUCUUCAUAACUGGAGCAUUCAAAACUUCGCUGUUUCAAAUAUUUCAGAAAUUGGCGGAGUAAGCAAUCCAGGCCAGAACGGACAAAGAAUUGGGAUAUUGCAGGAUCAGGCUGGGUUCCUGAGUAGAAAAGUUGAUAUUGCCGAGAACAGUCAAUUAGAGAUAGAGUUCUCAAUUGCAAUCAGCAUGAACGACACAAACUCUAAUAUUGAGCUGACCCUUCUCCUGCAGCCGGAGAAUACUGAUGGUCUGGAGGUGUUCCGCCUGGACCCGGCCAUGAACCUCGGCACCUGGAAGCGGUAUAGGUUCACCAUGAAGACAGUCUCCAUGAUACCGAACCUGUUGGUCGUCUUUGCAGCAAACUCACAGGGGCAAAACUUCCUCGCCAUUGAUAAUGUUUUUCUAAGUUGGCGGGAGAUAGUUAGCACAAGGGAAGUUGGAGAAGCUAAACCCGGAACCGGAGAAAUAUCUGAGACUUCUCCUUCUCCAGGUGUAGAGAACACAACAGAUCAAAACAAAGGUCAAGAAACAACAAUAGCAGAUGAAGAAACAACUACGAUCAUCGACGAAGAAACAACAAUAGCUGACGACGAUAUAACAACAAUUAUUGACGAAGAAACAACAACAAUAGUAGACGAAGAGAUAACAAUAAUAACAGAUGAAGAUAUAACAACAGUUAUCGAUGAAGAAGUAACAACAGCCAAUUCAACAACAGUUAAUGCUGAACAAACCAAUUCAACAACAGUUAAUGCCGAGCAAACCAAUUCAACAACAGUUAAUGCCGAACAAACCAACUCAACAACAGUUAAUGCCGAACAAACCAACUCAACAACAGUUAAUGCCGAACAAACCAACUCAACAACAGAACCAACUCAACAACAGUUAAUGCCGAACAAACCAACUCAACAACAGUUAAUACCGAACAAACCAACUCAACAACAGUUAAUGCCGAACAAACCAUUUCAACAACAGCUAACGCCGAAGAAACAACAACAGUUAAGGUUGAUUCCACCAGUUUACCUGGCCCCCUUUCGACCAUGUCCAAUUCUUCGUCCCAAAAUUUAG